AACGCUAGUUCUCCCCCUUUAACGUGUAUCCACAAUCCUUUGUAGGACCUCUUUCUCUCUCAACACUUGCUAUGUUAUUUUGAUGUGUACGGUUUUUCAGAAAAACUUGAUGCAUGGCUAGGGCAUACCCACCACACCGUUUGCAACAAACAUCCAACGGGUGGAAGCAGAACUUCAAUGUUUCUCGUGUCCUUGAAGAAACCAUGGCUAACGUUGUUAGUAUUAAUGACUCUGCAAUUUCCUAUCCCAAUAUUGUGUGUCAGCCAUCACAAGAUUAUCACCCUGGCAUCUUUUAUGGUGAAAAUCCUCUGCUUCACUCCUUCUCAGGAUUAAUGUUCAAUCUCGUUCUCAUCACCACCAUCACUCGCAUUGGUGGAGUCAUUGUUGGACCUUCCUUUUUGGGACGCAAUAGAUGGUACCAGCGUCACAUGAUAACGGACUCAACCAAAUUCUUGAUGAACAAUCUUGGAGUAAUGGGAUUCAUGUUCUUUCUUUUCAUUUAUGGAGUGAAGAUGGAUCCGAGCCUUUUGAAAAAAUCAGGUAGAUUUCAUGUGUCUACGGCAUUGUUUGGUAUAACCAUUCCCUCAUUUGUAGUGUUUAUUGUGGCACUAUACAUGAGAAAGAACAUGGACAACGAAUUAUCAAAGAUUUCUUCAAUAGGAGUGCUUUCAGGGUACUUGGGAAUCACAGCAUUCCCUGUUCUCUACCAUAUACUUCAAGAGCUUAACCUUCUAAACUCGGAAAUGGGUCGAAUGGCAUUGUCCGUGGCAUUGAUUGGUGAUGCAUUUGGUGUGGGUUUGGUUGUAGCAUUUGAGGCUGGAAGCCAAGGAGAAUCAAAAACACAGAAUGCUUUGUGGUAUAUGGUUACUCUUGUGGCCUUGGCAUUGUUCAUUUUGUUUUGUGUUAGGCCUGCAAUGAUGUGGAUUAAUAACAAAACCCCAGAGGGGCACCCAGUGAAUCAAACUUUUGUGGUUGCAAUUUUCCUUGGGGUUUUUGUGAUGGGCUUCAUAACUGACAUGUUUGGUAUGGCAAUUGCUAAUGGGCCGUUGUGGUUGGGCCUAGCUGUUCCAGAUGGGCCUCGUUUAGGAGCAACACUAAUAGAAAGGAGCAACACAAUUAUGACAGAUUUCCUUCUGCCAUUCUCAUUCUUUUUGGUGGGAUCAUAUACUGAUUUUUAUGCCAUGAGUGCUUCUUCUUGGUCCAGUUUGGCACCAUUGUUUGUCAUGGUUUUACUUGGCUACUUGAUCAAAUUCUUUGCUACUUGGAUUGCUCUAUUUUAUUGGCGAAUGCCACUCAGAGAUGGACUAACCCUUAGCCUCAUUAUGAGUUUGAGAGGCCAACUUGAACUUAUGUUGUUUGUGCAUUUGAUAGACAAAAGGGUCUUAAAGGUGCCAGGCUUCACAUUAUUGUUGCUUAUGACAACAGUAUUGACUGCAACUUUCACUCCUUUGAUCUCCACAUUAUAUGAUCCAACAAGGCCAUACAUGGUGAACCAAAGAAGAAACAUCCAACACAACCCUCCAACCCAAGAACUUAGAAUAGUGCUAUGUAUUCUAGACACUGAAACCAUAAAUAGUCUCAUCCAUCUAGUUGAUAUCUCCAAUCCAACCUCAAACAGCCCCCUCUCAGUUUCUGCUCUUAGACUAAUAGAACUUGUAGGUCGAGCUAGCCCUUUGUUCAUAGAUCAUGAAAAACAAGAACUACCUCACAUUUACCAUUGGACACACACCAUGAACGCCCUUGAACAUUAUAAAAAAUUUAAAGGGGUGUUUGUGAAGCUCCGUUUUUUCACAGCUGUGGCUCCAAAGCAAACAAUGUUCCAAGACACAUGUGAGCUUGCUCUUGAACAAGAAGCUUCUUUAAUUAUCUUACCUUUCAAUAGGGGAGCUAUUUACAAUCACGGAGUAAGAGCAGUGAAUUCAAAAAUCUUGAAUCAUGCACCUUGCUCAGUUGCAAUUCUUGUUAACAAGGGUCUUCUUGAAAUCAACACCUUGGGAAAUUCCUUUCGCCAUUCUGCUGGAAACCGUUUUGCUGUGUUGUUUCUUGGUGGUGCAGAUGCUAGAGAGGCUCUUGUUUAUGCUGACAGGAUGCUUGCUAACACUGACCAAGAAGUGAACCUCACAGUUAUAAGGUUUCUCUCUCACAACUAUAUAGGGGACAAUGAAAUGGAGAAGAAGCUUGAUGAUGGAAUAGUGACAUGGUUUUGGGUUAAGAAUGAGGCCAAUCAAAGAAUGACUUAUAGAGAGGUGGUUGUUAGAAAUGGAGAAGAAACAAUUAGUGCAAUUCAAUCUAUGAACGAUGGUGCUUAUGAUCUUUGGAUAGUUGGAAGGAAACAAGGGAUAAAUGCUGUUCUUCUUACUGGGUUGUCAGAAUGGAAUGUUGAAAGUGAAGAUUUGGGAGUCAUAGGAGAGUAUGUUUCCUCUGAAGAUUUUCCUGGCACAGCUUCAGUUUUAGUGGUGCAACAACAAAUUUUAAGAGGCUAAAAUUGGCCUCUACCAUUGCAUGCAUGAUGAUCUCAAAGCCUAAUUUUCCCAGUAGAAAGUUGUUAACUUAGCAUUAAGAGUUGAGAUAUUAAGUUUCCCAAUAGAUAGCCAAAUUAACUUGAUUACGUGUGAAUAUUUAAGAACUAGUAUUUAGAUGGAGACAAGUUUAAUUAGUGUUCUUUAGAAAAGAGUAGAUAAUGUAGUUGUGACCCUGUAAAGCUGAGUUAUGUAUCUCUCUUACUUCAUAAUCAUAGGUUAGGAGAUAAAUGUUUCUUUUUUAUCUGGUUACGAGUAAAUAUUCUCUCUCUUAUUACAGAAUCAAAAUUCGAGAGACGAUUAAACAAGAUUAACCGUUGUUUAAUGCCUUUAUAUAAAACAUAUAUUAUAAUAUUUUUAAUUUAAGACGAUUAAGAAUAAAAAAAAAAUAUAUAAAAUGAGUAAGCAUUGUCUUCCUCUUUAUUUUUCUAUUAAACUUUUAACAUCAUUGAAAUCAAACAAGUGAGGGAGAGAAGUGAGAGCAAGUAGAACGUUGAUUUUUUUGAGGGAGUUAAAUAUAAGGGAAAGUAUAAAUAAUUAGCAAC
This is a messenger RNA of Abrus precatorius (Indian licorice), 3064 nucleotides long. RefSeq names its product cation/H(+) antiporter 24. The transcript is spliced from 3 exons. Gene Ontology annotation, molecular function: antiporter activity. NCBI's taxonomy places the organism in Eukaryota, Viridiplantae, Streptophyta, Magnoliopsida, Fabales, Fabaceae. The record is from RefSeq and is a predicted model, not a curated record. Bases 114 to 2483 code for a protein of 789 amino acids. Gene Ontology annotation, biological process: regulation of pH; proton transmembrane transport. Gene Ontology annotation, cellular component: endomembrane system; membrane.